Molecule: messenger RNA, 2284 nt
Organism: Zea mays
Lineage: Eukaryota; Viridiplantae; Streptophyta; Magnoliopsida; Poales; Poaceae
Product: putative UPF0481 protein
Exons: 1
Coding region: 303-2096 (597 amino acids)
Source: RefSeq, a predicted model, not a curated record
UGAAGCCUCAGCAAUUUCAGAAACUCCAUCUAAAAGCACUGUGCCGCCAACUUACACUUUAUUCCUUAAUAUUUUUUUAUUAAGAACGAAGCUAAGUAAUCGUAAAACAACUGCUGCACAGUCAACACUCAACACUAGCAUAUAUUCCAACCACAGGUGUCCAAAUGAUCAAUAAGCUAAGCUAGCUUCUCUCGUAAGUGAGCUUUAUUGUCGUCAGUCAGUGAUCGACUGAUCGUGAUAGGCCCGCAGCGCCUAUACGUACGCACGGCGAGUACGUGAAGGAGCAGGGCGAAGCACUGGCAAUGGCGUCCUCCGAUCUGCACGACACCGGCCGUCACGGGGCGACGCCGCUGGUGUUCGACGAGGUCCGGUGGGUGGUCCAGAUCCGGCAGUCGCUGGAGGAGGGCGGCCCCGGGAGCGACGACGACAACGACGACGGCAUCCAGGUGUCCGUGUUCAACGUGCCCAAGCCGCUGCAGGUGCACAAGCCGGAGGCCUACACGCCCCAGUUCAUCGCGCUGGGGCCCUACCACCACUGGCGCCCCGAGCUGUACGAGAUGGAGCGCUACAAGCUCGCGGCGGCACGGCGCGCCCAGAAGCGGCUCCGGGGCGGGGCCAGGCUCGACGGCCUCGUCGACCAGUUCAAGCGGCUCGAGCGCAGGGUCCGCGCUUACUACCAUCGGUACCUCGACUUCGGCGGCGAGACGCUCGCGUGGAUGAUGCUCGUCGACGGCGCGUUCCUGCUCGAGUUCCUGCAGGUCUACGCGGUCGCCGCGGCCAACGAGGGCGACGUCGCCACCACCGGCAGCGGCGACGGCAAGGCCCUGCGGCGGGGGGUGUCGUCGAGGAUGCAGCACCUCGUCGACUACGCCGGGAGGAAGUCGGCGCACAGCCUCAUCCUCCGCGACAUGCUCAUGCUGGAGAACCAGGUCCCGCUCUUCCUCCUCCGCAGGAUCCUCGAGCCGCAGUGCGCGUCGCCCGGCGAGGCCGGCGAGCUGCUCCCGCGGAUGGUCACCGGGCUCAUGAAGGAGCUCUGCCCGCUCAAGAUGCUGGACAAGUUCCCCGCGAUCGACGUCAGCAAGAACGCGCACCUGCUCGAGGUGCUCUACUAUCUGCUCGUGCCGAAGCCAACCGACGACGGCGGCGCGGCGGAGGCCGGCGACGCGGCCCACGGCAGUCGCCGCGAAGACGGCUACGACAUCGAGGAGCAGCUGGUGGACGGCGGCGGCGGCGACGAAGAGCAGAAACCAGCCGCCGGCUGCGAGUACGUGAAGCAGCUGCUCCUCACCGUGUCCAGCAUGGCGUCCGGGCUCAGCACCGGCCGGAUGCGCUACGUGACGCGGCCGAUCGCGUUCGCCGUCAAGGCGCCGUGGAAGAUGCUCACCGUCGUGCCGGGGUUCUCGGCGAUGAAGCAGCCCGUCGAGGCGUACUUCAUGUCCGGCGCCGCCGACGGGAGCACGCAUGCCCACGACCCGAACGGCGCGGGGUACCUCACCCGGCCGCCUCUGAUCGAGGAGAUCAUGAUCCCCUCGGUGUCCGAGCUUGCCAACAUCGGCGUCCAGUUCUGCCCCACCGCAGGCGACCUGUCCACCAUCGCGUUCGACGCCAGGACGGUGACCUUCCACCUGCCCGCCGUGACCCUGGACAGCAACACGGAGGUGGUGCUCCGGAACCUGGUCGCCUACGAGGCGGCGGCGGCGUCGGGCCCGCUGGUGCUGGCGCGGUACACGGAGCUGAUGAACGGCAUCAUCGACACCGACGAGGACGUGGCGCUGCUGCGGCGGCGCGGGGUGGUGCUGAACCGGAUGAAGAGCGACGGCGAGGUCGCCAAGCUGUGGAACGGGAUGUCGCGCUCCGUGCGGCUCACCAAGGUGGCGUUCGUGGACAGGGCCGUCGAGGAGGUGAACCGCUACUACAACUCGCGGUGGCGCGUCAAGACGAAGCGGUUCAUGCGCAAGUACGUGUUCAGCUCGUGGCAGCUGCUCACGUUCCUCGCCGCCAUCGUGAUGCUGCUGCUCACCACGCUGCAGGCCUUCUGCUCCGUUUACACGUGCUCCCGCUGGUUCGGCACGGUGACGGUCGCGACGGCAGAGUGAUUAUUGCUGAUCAGAUUCUUGCGCGAUCGCGACAUGAUGUGGGUGGGUUCGGUCUGGCUGGAUAAUGUGAUCGGGGAUGUUCUUUUGUGUUGGUUGCUAAAUGUUCUGAUGUGUAAAGUGUGAUUCCUUGCUUGCGAAUUGUGACUGGUGAGAUUAAUAAAACUUGCGCAUUCGCGCCAUUUGUUUGA